CCUCAGUCAUCCACAAAAAGGCGUGGUGCCAGCAAACCUGUUGAGGUCCAUGGGACCAAGAGAAAGGCCAGCAGUGGAGUAGUGAUCCCCAACAAAAGGCAGAAGGGUAGAAACACUGACUAACUCUGGUAAACCCACCAAGGUGGUAAUGGAGAAGAGUUUGGAGAGGGCCAGUGCUGAGCAGCUGCCAGCAUCACAGACUCCAGAUACAAGGAGAAGGGAGAUCGGCUCUGAAGUCUCCCCCAGUCCCAGCAGCUCUUCAACCUCCGAACAACACAAUGGGAGCACACCCCAAUUCGUCAACACCAUCAGAGCCAAUUUUGAGGCCAAGUACGAGGAACUUGGAUUGCUUGGAAAAGGAGGCUUUGGUUCUGUUUAUGCUGGAAACAGGAGAACUGAUAAUUUUCAAGUUGCAAUCAAACAGAUCCCCAAAGCUGAUGUGGAGACUCAACCAACGAUCCUAAAUGGGAAGAUUUACAUGAUCCCCAAGGAGGUGCUCCUCAUGUUGAGAGCUGGAGAUGGACCAGGGUCAGUGGGGAAAUCCGCUGCCGUCUCUUUACUCGACUGGUACAGUUUUGAUGAGGAGGUUCUUCUCAUCAUGGAGAGACCAGUUUAUUCUGUGGACCUUUGGAACCACCUUAAUGACAACGGUGGUGCCCUGAGCGAGGACCAGGCUAAGAACAUCAUGAAGCAGCUGGUGGAGGCAUCCAUUCAAAUGCUCUCUGUCGGAGUCUUUCAUCGGGACAUCAAAACAGAGAACAUUCUGAUUGAGACUCGAUCCGAUGAACCCCGAGUGAGGAUCAUAGAUUUUGGUUGUGGCUGCCGUGUGAGGAAAAGGCCUUUCAGCUCAUUCUCUGGAACCUCUGCCUACGCUCCUCCAGAGCUCUUCAUUAAGGGGAAAUACAAGGCAGGCCCCACCACAGUCUGGCAACUGGGCGCGGUCCUGUUUGAGCUUCUGGAUGGGGACAAACAGUUCACCACCUCCGAGUACCUUUGUGACAAAAUCAAACUCAAUCAGAAGCUGUCCCAAGACUGCCAGGAUUGAAUGAAAAUGUGCUUGGCAGUGAACCUGAAGGAGCGUGCCAACCUUAAGCAGAUUCAGGCGCACCCGUGGUUCCAAUAAUCCACCACCACCGCUUGGGUUUGUCUUGGAACAGAGAUGGG
Molecule: messenger RNA, 1164 nt
Organism: Gymnodraco acuticeps
Lineage: Eukaryota; Metazoa; Chordata; Actinopteri; Perciformes; Bathydraconidae
Product: serine/threonine-protein kinase pim-2-like
Exons: 7
Coding region: 149-1045 (298 amino acids)
Biological process (GO): protein autophosphorylation; negative regulation of apoptotic process; regulation of mitotic cell cycle
Cellular component (GO): cytoplasm
Molecular function (GO): ATP binding; protein serine/threonine kinase activity
Source: RefSeq, a predicted model, not a curated record